UUAUUUUAUUUUAAUCAAUUAAUUUAAAAUAAAUAAAUAAUUUAAAAAUAUUUUUUUUUUAAAAAAAAAAAAAGAGAAAGGAGAAAAGAAAGUUAUGCCACGUAUCUCAUUACAGAAUCCACUCGCAUCGCUGGAACAGCUUAGUUGCUCUCCUUCAGUAAGAGAUGGAAUUCCAAGUGAUCUCGAAGAUGACCUUCGGAAUCUAGGCGGCGAGUUGAUUCAAAGUGCCGGUAUCUUACUCAAACUACCACAAGUAGCAAUGGCAACAGCUCAAGUGCUCUUCCAACGCUUCUUUUAUAUGGCUAGUAUGAGACAUCACGGUAUUGUGGAUAUAGGCAUGGGUGCAUUGUUCUUGGCUGCAAAGGUCGAAGAGAACUCUGUUCGUCUUACUCACCUUGUCACUGUGUAUGACUACCUUAUCAAAUAUUCGCGAGAUCAACCAACAUUUCCUCCAUUGGAUUCAUUUUCACAGAAAGCCUACGAUAUGAAGAACUCGCUGAUCACUGCAGAAAUGCAAAUAUUGAAGCAACUUGGAUUUAAUGUCCAUGUUGAGCUGCCUUAUGGUCUAAUGAUCAACUAUUUACGAAUCCUCAGUCUGGAAGAGCAUCCCACAGUACCUGGCAGAGCAUGGAAUUAUCUCAACGACGGGCUACGAACAAAUAUCUAUGUGACCCACCCACCAUCAACGAUUGCCUGUGCAGCCAUCUGGUUGGCGUGCAGAGAUCAGCAAGUUAAACUGCCAGUAUCACCUGGUAGUGAGUGGUGGCUUCUUUUUGAUACUCGACUCGAAGAUUUCAAGAAUGCAGCUGGGCAGAUCCGACGUCUCUAUUAUCGAAAGUUGAAUCGUCGUCUUUUACCACUCAAUCCAAAAGAAAUUAAAACGAUAACCUAUGUAUAAUACAAUCAACAACGGCACCAAUGAUAAAAUAGGAUAAUGUAUAUAUAUAUAUAUAUAUAUAUAAUAAAGAGAGAGAAAAAAAAAGAAACUUUUACUGUACUUGCAAGUGCACCCUGCUUUACCGGAAAAAAACCCCCAAGCAGGAAAACAAACAAGCAAACAAACAAGCAAGGAAGCACCCAAUCACUCAAUCAAUCAAUCAAUUCAUCAACAGAUGUGCAAGAGUAAGACGCGAGAUAGAGAGAUAGAUAAGGAUUAUAAUGGCUUUAUAAAUAAAUAAAGAAUUUUAUAUAUAAAU
This is a messenger RNA of Phycomyces blakesleeanus NRRL 1555(-), 1196 nucleotides long. RefSeq names its product cyclin. The coding region runs from base 95 to 898 and encodes 267 amino acids. The record is from RefSeq and is a predicted model, not a curated record. The transcript is spliced from 6 exons. Gene Ontology annotation, molecular function: cyclin-dependent protein serine/threonine kinase regulator activity. Gene Ontology annotation, biological process: regulation of transcription by RNA polymerase II. Gene Ontology annotation, cellular component: nucleus. NCBI's taxonomy places the organism in Eukaryota, Fungi, Mucoromycota, Mucoromycetes, Mucorales, Phycomycetaceae.